GUCAUACACCGACCGACUAAUUGUUUGAUAUGUCCGAGUCUAAGAAUUAUUUAAAAUUAAUUUAUCCCUAAAUAAUAUGUACAUUUCAAUAUCUCAUAUUUUAUUAGAAACGAAUUAAAUACAUACCAUAUAAUGAUAAAGUGGCAAAUGUUCAAAUAAUAAAUAAUCAUGAAUAAAGCAUCGUUUGUAUUCAAAAUAAAAUGAUAGGUAUAACAUUCCUGUGUAGUUACUAAUCGAUCACUAGGUUAAAAACAAAGAAAUAUGAUGCGCACUUGUGAAGAAGACUCUGGGCGUAGUUCUUGUUCCGCUACUUCCAUAGGACUCAGUCCAGUAAUAGAUUAUCAUGACAUGAAACUAGCAAACUCUAACCAGAUAAAAACAAAACAAGUAAAAUCUCAGGAAACAAUGACAAAUAACGAUUUAAAAGUGAGUAUGCGACCGAGAAGCUGUAUUUUAUUGAAAUCUCCAGAUGAAAGAGACCCAUUCCCGAGUCGUAUGUUACAAAACAAUCCAAAGAAUGUUGCACUUAGCUUAUUUGACACACCCAGAUUGGGUGGAUUAACCAAUGCCCAUUCCACACUAAAUAUAGCAUGUAGCACUCAGAUAGAAGAGCCUGCAAUUCAACAGAAUGCUGUAUCCUUGACUAAUAUUAUCAACAAUGAAAAAACUAAACCCAAACAAGGAUUGAAUGCAAAUUUUCGACAUAUUAAACCAGUUCAAAGAGCUGCUUCGAGACUUUACAAAGCUGGAAGUGGAUUCAAGGGGAAAGAUGGUUGUAUUGGGCCUGAAUUCAUAAUAAGAGCUUCACAACCUGCCAAAACUAUAGAUCUUACAUUAGCAGCCUUAGCAGAAAAGAGAAUGAUCAAAGUUAUUCUUCUGAAUGGACAAAUUAUUGAACUUCUAUGUGAUCCCAAUGUGAUUACCGCAGGACAAAUUUUCCAAACUAUAGUCUAUAAUGAGAAGUAUGAACACAAUUUCAUGCUUGGAAUAGCUGUACUUGUUGGAGGAGAUUUUGUGUUUCUACCUGAUGAUUAUAAAAUUAAGAAAAUUGCUCCAGAUGGAUGGUUUAAACCAAGUAGUAAAAAAAAUAAAUUAUCUGAAGAUAUGAAUUUUACUGUCUUUUUAAGAAUAAAAUUUUUCUUACCUAAAAAUAUUGCUUGUAAUAUACAGGGUGGAGAAUGGAGAUAUAGGGUAUAUUUACAAUUAAGAAGAGCAACAGUGGAAGGGCAAAUGAUUUCUACAAUACCGAAUCUGAUUUUAUUAGCAGGUUAUGCUUUACACAUUGAGUUUGGAGAGUUUUCAUAUAGGGAACAUGGCACUGGAGAUUAUUUUCUGUUGGAACAUUAUUUACCUGAAAAUAUUAAUAAUGAAAAUGUAGCAGACAUAAAAUUACGCAUGAAAUGUGCUCAUGAGUCCAAGCAUGGCUUGGACAGGAGUAAAGCAAUCAUUAACUACAUAACCCUGGCACAAACUUUUCGAGACUAUGGAGCACACUUUUAUUCUGCAGUUUGGGCAACAAGAGAUGGUUUCUGUAGAGAUAUAUGGUUAUCCAUUGGUCCUAGAGGUAUAACAUUAUACUCACGUAAUAAUCAUAUUCCAGAUGAGUCCAGGAAUAAUGGCAAUCGCAUUGUAUUACAAAGUUUACCUUGGCACCACAUUCAUACUUUCUAUUAUAACAAAAAAAGUUUAUAUAUAAUGCCUAACUCAUAUUCAGGACUUUCCAAAAUGAAUAUCAAAUAUAAAUUGAAAAUGAAUGACAAUAAAAGCUAUUUUACAUAUUGGUUGGCUUCUUUGCAUCAUAGAUUAUAUUUAAAGUUAUAUGCUAAAGAAGAUUUCAUAGCUUACUUAUCAGAAGAACUAAGUUGCCCACUGAACAAAGAAGCAUCACCAAAUAAAACAGUGUGCAGCAAUUAUCAGGACAGCUACAAUUUAGCAGUAAGGAAUCCCAUUAGAAUACGAAGACCAACUAGAAGACGGUUUAAAAUGGACUUAUUUGGUGAAAAUAAGAUGCAAAAUAAAGAAAACGAAAAACCUAAUACAGAAGAAUUACUCCGACAAAUACUAUCCUCCCCACUGCCUAGUGAUGAUAAUGCAGUCACUUCGCAUGUAAUACAAGAUAAUUCUUCUAAUGAUGCUUUGUCUUCAUCAGAAAGUUGUAGUUUGCCAAGAAGACAUGGUGUCAAAAUGGGGACAAGAGUAUUUAAUGGCAUGAAAACUGCAAUGAGUAAUAAAUAUCCUAGAUCACCAAUAAAUACUUGUUUAAGAUCAGAGUGUGAUUUAGUUACUGCACAGAGUGAUUCAGAUGAUUUGAGUUCAGAACAAAAACAACAUUGUAAUGUCAAUAGUAUGAAGCUACUACCUGAGAGACAUUAUAACCAUAACAUGUCUAAUGCUCCGACUGCUUUUGUAUUAGAAUCUCCUAAAGUUUAUUCUGAUUCAUUUAACUUUAAUGCAGUUAACAAUGAAUCUUGCUUGAAUGCUUCAUUGUUUGAAAAAUUGGAUAGCAUGGGUUGUGUACAAGGAGAAAGAAUAUUUGUAACAGCCACUUUGACACGGGAUAAAAUGAAUACAUUAGGACUGCAAGUUGCUGAGGGAUCUGAUGGUAAUGUUUACAUAAAAUCAAUAACAUCAGGCAGCCCUGCUGAUUUGUGUGAGAAAUUAAUUCCAGGUGACCAAAUUAUAUCUGUUAACGGUAAAACUCUUUUAAAUGUCAGAUAUGAUAAGGCUUUAGGGAUGUUGCAAUCUGCAUCACAAAAAGUGGAGUUAAUUGUUUUGCAAAAUUCUAACAAAACAUCAGAUGUUGAGUAUCAUUCUAUGGAACAAUCUGGUGAAGUAAGUAAUUCAAAAUUAAUUGCUUGCAAAAGUGUGAGUGUUGCAAGUGCAUUAGAUACUGAUAUAACUGAUGAUGAACUUUUAAAUGAAGAAGCUUUAAAAACAAUAUAUGCCCUUAUAAAAUUAACUAAAGAAAAAGUGAUAAGUCGAAUGAAAGACAAAUCUAGUAGACAAAAUACUCUCAACAAAGGUAACCUUCAAAAAUGCUUUUCUGAAAACAAAAUAGCUGAACAUUCUGAUGUUGGGGAGUAUUCUUCUCAAGAAAGUACUCCUCGGAAAACUUCUAACAAAUUCAAUACAUGGCGUGGUCAUAUAUCUAACCACAGGCCUAAACGAAGGCCAUUAAGCCUAAGCAUUCCAACUGACAUGGACUUACCUGAUGAUCUGAAUGAAUAUAGCCUGAUGACGAAAACUUCAUUGAAAUCAGUGCAGUCGUCUUUGAACAGUUUAGAUAAGUCAAGCACGUCUACGAAAACUGUAGCUUUGCCCAGAAACUUUGGAUUGAGUAGGAAAUGGUUAGGGCCUGUCCGGUACCCUGUGACACCAUGCAAAAAUAGCAAUACCCCUACCGAAAAUAGUGCAAUCACCCAUGAACAGAUUGUUCGGAGACAUUUUGUAUAUGGUGCUGGAGACUCUGAUGAAGAUCAGAUAUUUCUGUAGGUAUACCAUUCAGCAAUGAUUUUCAUAUUUCUAUUGUUAUCUAAUAAGAGCUUUACCUACGUUUAUAUUGAAUAUUGUUUUUAUAAUAUGAAAAUAUACAUUAUAAUAACAUAAUUUACAAACGAAUAUAUUUUAAUAACGUUUUU
This is a messenger RNA of Diatraea saccharalis (sugarcane borer), 3638 nucleotides long. NCBI's taxonomy places the organism in Eukaryota, Metazoa, Arthropoda, Insecta, Lepidoptera, Crambidae. The record is from the annotation of a GenBank genome assembly.